AUGACGAACAAAGAUGAAACAAUACCACAAGAUUUAUUUUUUCGUUUAUCAGGAGCUGGUGAUAGUCCAUGGGAAAUAGGUCAAGCUCAACCAGCAAUUAUUAAACUUGUUGAACAAGAAACUUUUCAUGGCAAAGUACUUGAUAUUGGUUGUGGCAUUGGUGAUAAUGCAAUUUAUAUUGCAAGUCAUGCAACUAAUGUUGAUCUCACUGCUAUUGAUCUCGUACCUGAAGCAAUUGAAGUUGCUCGUGAAAAAGCUCAAAAAGAGAAUGUUAAUAAUAUUCAAUUUGAAGUUGUUAAUAUGCUCGAUGAUCUUUCAAAAACAGCUUUAAAACAAAAUUCAUUUGAUGUUAUACUUGAUUCAGCAAUAUUUCAUAUAUUUUCAAAUGAUGAUCGUCAACAUUAUAUUAAAAAUCUUGAAUAUUUAAUUAAACCUAAUGGUUUUUAUAUUCAAUUAUGUUUUAGUGAAAAAGAAAUACGCGAAGGUGGACCACGUCGAAUAAAAAAAUCUGAUUUAGAAGAAUUAUUUUCAUCGAAAAAUGGUUGGACAAUUGAAUCAAUUGAAGAUACAAUCUAUGAAUCAAGAGUUGGCUCACCAAUAGGCAUAGAUGGUCGAGCUUAUCUCUCAUUAAUUCGAAAAAAUACUAAUAAUUAA
This is a messenger RNA of Rotaria sp. Silwood2, 654 nucleotides long. Lineage: Eukaryota; Metazoa; Rotifera; Eurotatoria; Philodinida; Philodinidae. The record is from the annotation of a GenBank genome assembly.